CACGCCUCUGUGGUGUAACCCCGCCCCUCGCAGGCGUCGCCCCAGUCGCUGCGUCAUUGUGUCGGUGUCGCGUUCGGUCUCACGGUGACGAGCAAAGGACGGGGAGACUCACGCAGUGAUUACCAGCAGUAUGGCGGAGACCAGCGGGCAGCAAUCUACUCACAUUUCUUCAUCAGUCGGAGAGAAGGGCGGCUGCUGUGCGGAACUUGACACCCAACAGCCCACCCUCGAAUCACCAGGAUCUCCCUUUGAGGUGAUUACCAAGAGCAUAGACUUUGAAUUUAAGGACUUUGCUGGCGAAGGGCGAGUCAGCAUGGAGGGACACUCGGACAUUCCUUUCACGCAAGAGAGCUUUGAUCAUCCGUCAGUCCCACCCCUACACUCUGGAUUUACACACCCAGGUACUUUUGUAAGUGUAAAUCAGGAAGAGCUCUCUCUAAACCUGGAUCCUGUGCAUAGUUUUACAAGAGACAGUGAUCAAAAUGUACUUUCCAGGAACAAUUUUGCUCCUGCAGACUUCUCCUUCAGCUGUUCGUAUCCUGAAUUAUCUGGGGACAAGGCCACUCCUGCUGCUUUGCCACAAGACACUACAAAGGACAAUAUGGAAGAAGAUGGCAAUCUGAAACCAGGUAUAGGGUCUUGGCGGGUGUAUCAUGAAGAAUCUACAGCACAACAGAGGGAAGAACGUCCUUUUGAUGCGAAUACUGAAAUACGAUGGCCGGAUGCAGAUGAUGAAAUUGAUAGCUCUGGGGAGUCCGAUGACACAGUUAUAGACGCAGGCUGGAGGUUUAAGAGCUCAGCCGUAGAGAGAGCAAACCAGUCUGAAAAUGGGUGGGCCGAGCUCAACGAGACCCAAAACAAUAAGAAAUCUGUAGUUAUUUCAGAGACUGAGGGUGAUGACACUCCAGAAUAUGAGAAUCCAGAUGCAAGGACUCUGUGUCCAGAAGAAAACCUUAAGAUUCAGGCCUCAUGUUUAGCUCGUGCUGCUUUGCACUCUCCUGGUUCCCCACAAAGUGAAGGUUUUGUGGAUUUAGGGGAAUCCGGCAAUAUACAGCAGUAUGUGGUAACCGGGCAUUUAGAGGCAGAAUUUCUAGAAGAUCGAAGGCAAGAGAACCUGACCAUUGAAGCAUUAAAAGCGCUGGCAGAUGCAGGACAUGAAUGGGACUCGGAGAGUAGAGAGUCUUCUCCAGAAAUCCUGUGUGCCUCUCUACAUUCUGGUUGCCUUGAAGGUGCACAGUCCUAUGGUUUGACAAACAGAGGAGGAUCACUCGAGGGGGCCGUGUCCGCUGAUAAAACCCAGCAUAUAAAAGUACGAGACCUGUUGUCCUGGCAGGAUGUGAAGAAGUCUGGGGCAGUUUUCGGAGUGACAAUGGUGCUUCUCCUGUCGUUGGCAGCCUUCAGCAUCAUCAGCGUCCUGUCUUAUAUCAUCUUAUCGGUUCUAACCGUCACCAUAAGCUUCCGUAUGUACAAGUCUGUCAUGCAAGCUGUGCAGAAAUCCGAAGACGGACAUCCCUUCAAAGAUCUACUGGAAAAAGACAUCACUCUGUCCUCAGAAAAACUACAACAGAAGGUUAACUCGUCUCUUGCUCAUGUAAAUCGUGCACUGAAACAGCUCGUACGGCUCUUCCUGGUGGAGGACCUUGUAGAUUCACUUAAGCUUGCUCUUCUCAUGUGGCUGAUGACCUAUGUAGGAGCGGUAUUUAAUGGAAUCACUCUUCUUAUACUUGGUGUACUGAUUGCAUUCACUGCCCCAAUUGUAUAUGAGAAAUACAAGGUGCAGAUUGAUCAUUAUGUGUCCCUGAUCCAGGAGCAGGUGAAAUCCAUAACAGAGAAGAUUCAGGCCAAGCUCCCUGGCGCAUUGAAGAAGAAAUCUGAAUGAAGAAACACAGAUGUGGGGGAGGGUCGGGGUUCAUAACAGAGUGUAAACACUGGCUAUGUUGUAUCUCGUUACUACUCGUUAUUUGGCUGCCUUUAUGUACCACACAGGAUCCUUUGUCUAUAUACAUAGAUACACACACGUACGUACACACACAUGCAUGUGUGCUGCUCCUCUUAGGCAGGAAAGGACCAGCAUCUAGUAUUGUGAGAAGGUAUUACUGCUCUUCUGUAAACACUGGAGUACAUCAUUUUACUGCUUUCUCCUUUUGCACCCUCUAACAUUCCCAGCAAAGGGUUCAAACACAUCGCUUCCUUUCCUCUCUGAUCGGCUCUGUAAUUAAUGUGAUCUGAGUUAUCUGUGCUGACGUCUUUCUCAUCCUGUAUUCCACCUUUUUUGUUACUAUCAUUAUCUUCUUUUCCCCUGUCCCUCCGCACAAAGUAACCCCCUUUUUUCCGCGACACAUCCUCUUCAUUGCACCAGUCACAUUUCCAGACAUAUUUGUUGUACGUAAUAAUACAAGAUGGUUUCCAUUCUUGCACCGUGUAAUUUAUAUGUAUAUUUAUAACUGAUUAACUUUUUUUUUUUUUUUAAUUGACGGAUUUGUGGGGUAAGGAAUGAAAUUAUCACUAAAUAAUUGCUAAGAAUUACUAUCUGUUGACUGUGACAGUAAAGGUUCACCCCUCUCUCAUCUACACGUUUCCCCCUUUCUUGCCGCAGGAGAUGUACUCAUGCAUACAACAAUCUAUUAUACAUUUUCUUUUAUCUAAACAAUUAGUAAAUUCCACUUCUAAAACUAAGCUGCUGAUGCUGAAAGAUAUAAUUUUUUUAAUAUGGAACAAUGUAUUUAUAAUAUUGGGUUUGUUAAUCACUGUGUACAGCAUUCGCUUGCUGUUGGACGCUCGUUUCGGUGGAAAAUGGGAGCAACAAAAUUUCCCUUUUUUUUUUUUUGUGUUAAUGUUCUUUGAAAUGUUCACAAACUAUUGGGUUUUCUAGAAUGUCAAUUGUGAUAAUUCUGCAGGAAAAGCAGAGUGGGAUAUUUUACUAAAUGUUAUUGUUGCACUGAAGCUUCUAACUAUUCACUGUAUAUCAAUACUGUGUAAAAGCUAACUGCUAAUUGUUCUUUCAAAACUGAAAAGGGGGUGAGCUAAUUAAGUAUUCACUAAUACAGCUGUAAACAAGCUCGUUAGCACAGGAAAUAUUCAGAUUUUUAGUUUUUGCAAGUUUGUGGAACAAAUCUCUAUAUAUAUUGCGAAUACAUGUGGUAAUAAUAAAAACAGAGUAGAAAGUGAA
Bombina bombina (fire-bellied toad) is the source of this 3169-nucleotide messenger RNA. RefSeq names its product reticulon-3. Gene Ontology annotation, biological process: endoplasmic reticulum tubular network formation; brain development; neuron differentiation. The transcript is spliced from 9 exons. NCBI's taxonomy places the organism in Eukaryota, Metazoa, Chordata, Amphibia, Anura, Bombinatoridae. The record is from RefSeq and is a predicted model, not a curated record. Gene Ontology annotation, cellular component: neuron projection; postsynaptic density. Bases 131 to 1879 code for a protein of 582 amino acids.